AGCUGGAAUACAUUAAACUUAAGAAGUGGCUAAAAGAGAGAGGCUUUGAAGACAGUAAUUUAAGGCCAGCAGAAUUCUGGGGUUAUAUUUUAAACAUUUUGUGGUAUUAUAGACAGAGCAGAAAUAAUGGAAUGGGUCAGAGAAAAAUAUUGUGACUAGAAAUGCUAAAGUUUAGUUAAAACUCUGAAACCAAGAGCUGCAGCUGGUGCUGAAAGAUGUGUUUGAGGAAAAAAUGGAGAAAAAGAAGGUGAAGAAUUGCUAUAAGUGGGAAGAAAAAAGCUGAACAAUUGCUAGAACUGGACAGCAAAUGCUGCAGGAUAUGCAGGGAAAAGAUCCUGAAAAAUAAAGAGAAUUGGAGAACAAAGAAGUGAGAGACAGGAAGGGGAUUGAUGACAACAAAAGCUCUUCAGGCAGGAGAUCUGAUUAUUUCAUUGCCUGAGAAGUGUUUGCUCACCACGGGCACUGUCCUCAGCAGCUGCUUGGGAGGACACAUCCAGAAAUGGAAGCCCCCCGUGUCUCCUUUGCUGGCGCUGUGCACGUUUUUGAUAGCAGAGAAACACGCUGGGGAGAAAUCUCCGUGGAAGCCCUACCUGGAUGUUCUACCCAAGGCUUACACUUGCCCUGCUUGUUUGGAACCUGAUGUAAUAAAUCUGCUCCCAAAACCCUUAAAAAAGGCAGCUCAGGAGCAAAAAAUGAUGAUCCAAGAGCUGUUCAAAUCUUCCAGAGCUUUCUUCUCUUCCCUGCAGCCUUUAUUUGCUGAGAACACAGGAAUCAUUUUUAAUUUCAGUGCUUUGGAGUGGGCUUGGUGCACUGUAAAUACCAGGACAAUCUACAUGAAACACCCACACAGGGAGUGUUUCUCCCUGGAGCCAGAUGUUUAUGCACUGGCACCGUAUUUAGAUUUGCUAAACCACAGCCCAAAUGUUCAGGUCAAGGCUGGGUUUAACGAGCAGACAAGGAGCUAUGAAAUUUGGACAGAUUCACAAUGCAAAAAACACCAGGAAGUUUUGAUCUGCUAUGGACCUCAUGAUAAUCAGAGGCUGCUGCUGGAAUAUGGAUUUGUUGCCAUGGACAACCCUCACAGCAGUGUUUAUGUCUCAGCAGAUACUCUACUCAAAUAUUUCUCACCACUGGACAAGCAGAGAAAGGCCAAAGUUUCCAUUCUAAAGGAUCAUGAUUUCCUAGAGAACCUGACCUUUGGCUGGGAGGGACCAUCCUGGAGACUCCUCACAGCCCUCAAGGUGCUGAGUCUGGCAGCAGAUGAAUUUGCCUGCUGGAGGAGGGUCCUGCUUGGUGAUGUCACUUCAGCCAGGAAUCAACAGCAGGCUUUGGGUACAGCAGCAAAAAUUUGUCAGUUUUUAAUAGAGGAGACCCAGCACGUCCUUCUCCAGAUUUCCCAGCUGAAAAGGGACAAAGAGAACCUCAAAACCCACCUGGCUUUGGUGGAGAUGCUGCGCUCAGAAGACCUCAAGAUCCUUCAGAAAUCAGCUGAGAUUCUUUGCAACUUGAAUUUAGGAACAACUUGAGCCCCCUGGAGCUGUGACAGCUGUGAUUGCUCAGGGAUUAUUGCCAGAUUAUCACUCUUUUAAUGGACCUGAACAGCACAGAAUAAUUUAAAAAUUCACCAGAGUAAUUUUGUUCUUUGCUGACCUUCACACAAAAGGUUCUGCUGAGGUGGAGAGCUCGAGCUCCUUGGUUUGGAGAAAAGAGAAUUUUUUAAAGGGCAUUUCAGGGCAGGACCCUUAUUUAAGCUGCAGAAACUUCAUUUGGAAUUGGGAUUCUCUUGUGAUUCUUUUCCAUGAUGCGAUUUUUAAAAAGUGCUUAUUUUUGUAAAUAUAUGAUUUCAUUUUCUACAA
This is a messenger RNA of Vidua macroura (Pin-tailed whydah), 1856 nucleotides long. RefSeq names its product SET domain containing 4 (gene SETD4). The record is from RefSeq and is a predicted model, not a curated record. The transcript has 10 exons. The coding region runs from base 390 to 1526 and encodes 378 amino acids. Gene Ontology annotation, biological process: peptidyl-lysine trimethylation; peptidyl-lysine monomethylation; positive regulation of transcription by RNA polymerase II. Lineage: Eukaryota; Metazoa; Chordata; Aves; Passeriformes; Viduidae. Gene Ontology annotation, molecular function: protein binding; transcription coactivator activity; histone H3K4 methyltransferase activity.